AUUAAAAUGGCCUCCUACACUUUAUAGUUUCUUGUGAGUGUGUCAAAUCUGUUGGUUGUUUUUAUAUGAAAAACUGUACAAUGUAAUGAUUUUUUUUCGAUAAAACUUCAAAACACGUAGCAUUUACAAUGUUAAACCAAUUCAAUCUUAAAUCAAUUCGUUCACAAUUGGAGAGCACAUUAGAUUUAUAAAUGCACAUGACUACAGAAGCUACUUUGAUUUUCAAACCUCAUUGAGGGCCGUGCUAAUGCGGCCAAAAUCACGUUAAUCACGCUGAAACCAUUAUUUCCGAGUAUCCCUGAAUGCAGCGCAGACCCCACAUCGGCGUGACGUCGAGUGCGGAUAGAUGCCCUUACUGCCUCCGCUGCAGCUUCGCUCAUUUAACAUUUUCUUAUAAAACACCUUUUCUGAAGAGAAGGAAGCUUUUCUUUUAAAGCGUGGAGGCGGAAGCAGCGACACCAAGAUGCAGAAGAGCUCGGUGGUCGUGGUGGCGGAUAAAACCAGCCUGAAAAGGCCGUUUAUUUUCGCUAAUGCUGUGCAUAUGGCACUGUGCUUCUUCAUGCUGAGGAUGACCGUAAUAUGGCACAGGGACCUCAUCCAAACUGGCAAAAUGGUUCCCAGUAUCUCUGUAGCCAUGAUGUACGUCAUCGAGGCUGGCUGCCUGCUGCUCUCAGUGCUCGGUGUGUUUGGAGCCUGCAAAGGAAAGAGAUGGUGUUUAAUUCUGUAUGCAGCUGGGAUGGCAGCAGCCAGUCAAACAAUUAUCAUCAGAACAGCAUUAAGUUACCAAGACGUUUAUGAGAAACGUGUUGUUCGUGAGGAGUCCAAGCUGCUGUCCAUGAUGCCGCUCAGCGGACCCAUCAAAGCCAACCGGACGUUACUGCAUAACAUUCAAGAGGAAUUUGAAUGCUGUGGUCUCAUCGAAGGCUACAAGGACUGGGGCGCUUCCAUCCCCGCCUCCUGUAACUGUCACUAUCCAGGAAAAUGCAUUCGACUAAGAGGCAGUGCUACAAUCGGAGCUCCAAAGAACCAGUAUGUUUAUCGAGAGCCUUGCCUUCCGAUUUAUGUUUCCGAGCUGAAGCUGGCAUUCUCCUUGGUGAUGGCCAUACAGUUUGGAAGUGGGAUAUUUUGGAUUAUAUUACUCUUCAUGAGCAUCAAGCUGAUGGGGCAGAUCAAAAAGAAGCAGGAAUUUAUCGCUUUUCUCCAGUCAAACAGAUACGUGCCUGGUGCUUUCUAGUGCUGCUCAACAGUAUGUUUUAAUACACACUUGAAACUACCACCAGUGGUUUGAAUUUGCACAUAAUGCUGUUACCAUAACCUGGCUAUUUUGUGCUGUAGCAAUAUAUCUUAUGAUUUUACACAUGUUACUGCAUGUAACUGAUAUUUAAAAGUAAUCUACAUGCAUAGAUUAAUAUCAUAUUACUCCUUUAACGCCUUACUGCUGUAAAAAAGCUAUUUAAUCAAAUUUAUUCUUUUUUAAACAACCACUUUAAAAAUUUUUUUUUCAUAUUUUGAACUUGUUCUCUCAAAUGUUUUAUUGUACUUAAUAUUUUUUAAGUAUUUAUUUAUUUGUUGUUUAUUUAUUUAUUCAUUCACAGCUAUCUUAAAACAAUCUUUUUAUUUACCUUUUUGGCUUUUUUAGCUCUCAUAUUGGUGGCAAGAAAUGUCAAAUGUAUUGAGUAAGAUAAAAUUUUAACAGCAUGUACAUAUAAAUAAUCUAAUUAUUUUCUUUUAUUUCAACUGAACAAACAUGCAUUCUGAAUCAUUUUAAACACCAGGGGCGCUCUUUUUAACAAGGAAUAUGUUCCACUUUUAUUUGUGUUUAUGGGGCAUUGUUGUUGUUUUGGAUGGGGGGGGGGGGGUGUUUCAGUGUAAAACUAAUUUAAAAAAGACUCAUUUUGUUGUGGUAAAAAUCUUCCUGAAUAGCCUAUGUUUAGAGAAAUAGAGUUAACAUUUAGCGGAUUUGCUGAGCUAACUGCUAAUCUGAACUUAAUCAUGACCCGUGGGGAUUAAAUACAUCAGUAACGUGUUUUAGUUUAAGAUGGUUUGGACUAGCUGUUAGCUCAUCAAUCAUAAACAUGUUAUUUCAUCAAACUGAGGCUGUUCAGGGAGCUAUGUACAAAGUAAGGCCCAGUGGACCUUUUUAUGUUUAUGUUUAUUUAUUUGGCAGACGCUUUUAUCCACAACGACUUACAAUUUACAACCUACAGGGCAUGUUGUGAUCUGUGGGGGAAACCGGAGUACCCGGAGGAAACCCACACAUGCAUGGGGAGAACACGCAACUCCACGCAGAAAGGCCACAGCCGAGCAGAGUUUUGAACCUGCAACCUUCGUGCAACGAGGCAACAGUGCUAACAACUGUGCCACCAUGCAGCCCGGGUUCCUGGGUUUUUAACAGUAAAUUCGUCAUUGUGGUGUAAAAAGUUUUUUUGCUCAUGCUCUGAAGCAGUUCCAUUUCAAUUUGUUUCCAACAUCUGUGGAUGCAGGACGACAUUGUCUAAGGGCGAUCAUGCGUGAGGAGUGGCCCUUGUUUACUAGAGGGAAAGUACUCACGUCUUCACGGUUAAGAAUUACGUGCUGGGGUUAAGUGUUAGCCAUGUUCACUCAGAUGCGGUACCAAGUCUAUUCUCCUGGAACAACUUCAACCCAGGAGUCGACAUGUUAGGUAACACAAACGCCAGUUUUUGCAGCACAGGAAUUGGAGAGCCAGGAUCUAGAGGAGGCAAAGUAGAUGACAAGGCUGGACCGUGAUGAUGCUAUGUUAGCCGUGGUUAGCCCAGGUAGGUAAGUUGUGCUAAGCAAACUGCUAAAAUGUAAGUGACUGGUGCUAAACUCAUAGUUAGCUAAGAGCUGCCACCCAUGCAAAAUAAAAUUAGAGCAAUGCCAAAUGAUCAGUUUAUUGUUCUAACAUUAUAAUGUUUAUGUUCGUGGACAGAUAUUUAUCAGUUGUACAACUCUGCGUUGACUCAAGCUGGGUUUGGUGAACGUGAACCCAUCCAGUAUGGCGGCGACGUUGUUACGCUCUCCAAUGCCCAGUGGCACGUCUACGGAUUCUUGUCUGUGAGGAUGCCGGUAACAAAUGUUGCUCUUAAAAUUAUAUUAAAACAAGUUAUUAGGUUGAUGGCAUUUCACGUCAGACAACACACCAGCACUGUUAUCAGUUAAUAAUGUUUUUCAACAUUCAUGUAAUUCAUCUUUCCAACAGAGAAGCGCUUGAUUUUAUUCAUAUUUACUCAAAAAUUAAAUGUACAAUAUUUCGGUACUUCAACUUGAAAAUAAAUCUUUUUGGAAAGGACAGUUUAGCCAUUUUUGCACCUUCUUCCUAAAAUUCCCACACUUCAGCAAAAGGGGCGGGUCCAAGCUUCACACUUGCGAAUCAGGACACCCUACGUACUCGCACCACUGGACUGGAACAUGAAAUUGAGGCACAAGUGUGGAAGUGUUCUUAUUAAUAUUGGGACUGGGCCUAAGACAUUAAUUUGUUACUUUAACACAAAAGCACUUCAAUUGGUCCCCCAAAGUGUUUGUUCUGAGUGGGUUGGUUUUGUUUCCACUUAAAAAUGAAGUCAACUUGUUGAUGGAUUGAUGCCAUAUUUGAUUUUAUGAAACAUAUUUGUUUGCUGCAUUGAGAUCGAAUGUGAUAAAACAGGUCAUACGUGACGAAGACUAGAUCAUACUAACAUGAAAUGCCUGUUUAGUAGCCUAUGUAUGUUUAAUUCCUGUUUUUAUAGAUAAAAUCUGCAUAAAGCAUAGUUUUAUUUCCCUUAAAUGUAUCUUUUCAUUUCUGGUUUUGAUUUAUAUACAUUCUUUCAAAUAUUUGUCUUUAUUUUGUUAAAUUUAGACACUUUUGUGAAUAUUCACUUAUAAAAAAAAAGAACUACCACUGCUUUUUGCUGUGUUGUUUUCCCACAUGGAACCAAAGUCUACUAAAUCAUUUUUGGUCAAAACUGUUCCCUACAGUUGUCAGUGAAGAAUCUAUGAUACCAAAAACAUUUUAAUUUGCAGGUAAACGUACUUUACAUGGAAAGUGUACAUGCAUUGUUGAAGCAUCUCCAAAAGGAAAACCUAAAACAGUUCAACCGUCUUGCAUUAAAUGUUUUAUCUAGUGCACACACCAUGUAUUUGUAAACAAAACAACAACUAGUCAUGUUUAUGGAUCACCCUGUUCAAUCUGCUUUUAUUGAACUUUAAUCCUUGAUUAAGUGAUGCAUUUUCUUGCAUAUAUAAUCAGGUUAGACAAAGGAAUGAAUCAUGUCUCAUUGUGACACUAGAAUGUCUCGACUCCUCGUUAUGCACUCUGUAAAUAUCCGAAAUGCAUUUGAGGCUCUUUUGCAAAAAGCACAGCGAACGAGUGAAUUUACCUGCUAUUAACUCCUCCUAAAGACGGGAAGGAGGUUCUUUUUUAUUUUUGGUUGCAUGCUGUCACGUUUAUUUUAUGUGUAAGGGAAAUGGCAUUGCAGAGAUCCUCGGUAGGAAAACAAAGUCAUUGAUUUUCUUGCAGAGACUGUAACGCUCCAGCUGAUCUUACUGAAGAAGACUUUUGCUUCACCACUUCUGAUGACUCGCUACAAGAGCUGUCUGCAGUAAAGAAUUUCAUCUGAAACAGCAGAUUCUGUCUUCCUGUGCACUUAAGCCAUAAAUGCCUGAUAAACAGUUUGUUCUUUGGUGAUUGUGUCAUUUUUUUGUCAUACAUGUGUAAUUCUUUUUAUUUUGUGAUGAGUCAGAUGUAAUAUUUUGUAAAUAGAAUAAAUUAAACACUUUGAUUCUUG
This is a messenger RNA of Nothobranchius furzeri (turquoise killifish), 4766 nucleotides long. RefSeq names its product tetraspanin-8. Gene Ontology annotation, cellular component: plasma membrane. Lineage: Eukaryota; Metazoa; Chordata; Actinopteri; Cyprinodontiformes; Nothobranchiidae. The record is from RefSeq and is a predicted model, not a curated record.